AUGACCACCAUCCGCCAUGCAGUCAGCCUUUUUGCCCUACUCCUCACUAAUUGCGAACCCAUCCGAGCUUCUGACUGCACCCAGUCCCCAGAUAACUUCCUCCAUCCACCAUCCCAAGAGCGCCCAAAGUUCAGAUACUGGCUUCCAGAUGCUAGUGUAGACGCGGGGACUGUAGAAGCGGACAUAAAGGCAGCGGGUGACAUUGGGGCUGGGGGCGUAGAGUUCUUGCCGUUCUACAACUAUGGAGGAGAUCUUGGGCCAGCUCCAACCGGGGUAAACUGGUCUACUUACGGCUUUGGUACUCCUGCUCAUCUUAAUCUCUUCACAUCAGCUUUGAAGGCCCAUGAACAGGCGGGAUUGACCAUGGACUUUUCACUUGGACCGAAUCAGGGACAAGGCAUUCCGGCUCACCCUGAUGAUGAGGGAUUGCAGUGGGACUUGGUUUCCUUCAGCCAAGCUGUCUCCAAUCGCAGCUUUCUCAACGAAACAAUUCCCGGCUGGGGGGAUGGUGAGCUAGUUGCUGUCGUGUCCGCUGUCGUAGUGUCUCGAGCGAACAUUUCUUACAACAUCGUUGGGAUUACCGGCUCGACGACUGUAUCUUACCAGGAUCUCGUUUUGGAAAAUGGAUCUCUCACAGACAUUACCUCAAGUGUCUCAGGCGAUGGCAUACUAUCCUGGAAGCCCGCUAAAUCCUUGCCCAGUGGAUCUGACCACGAGCUGUUCUUUUUCUACGAAAAGCUGUCUCUUAACCAAAACGUUCACUUCCCAUCAAAUACGACGAAACAAAUUUGGGACAAUGGGUCGUAUAUCGUGGACCACUUCAGCGCCCAAGGAGCUCGGACAGUGCAGGCCUUCUGGGAGCAAUAUCUGCUUACUGACGAGCUGAAAGGACUUUUGAGAGACGUUGGAAAUUAUGGAUGGGAGGAUAGCAUCGAAAUUCCUUCGAAUGUUUCAUGGACCCGCUCGCUUCCAACACGGUUCCAAGAAAUGUUCGCAUACGACUUGAAACCAUACCUGCCUCUCAUCAUGUUCAGCAACAACAACAUCAAUCUCCAAAGCACCUCCCCAGGAACUACGCGCUGCACUUUGGACCGACCGGAUCAGGGAAAGGGUUAUGUCAACGACUAUCGUGAGACUUUGGCAGCAGGAUACCAAGAGUACCUCGCCACACUUUCACAGUGGCUUCAGAGUCUGGAAGUCAAAGGACUAUCAUCCCAGCCAUCUUACAACCUACCCAUGGAUAUGGAGGCUUCGAUCCCGUUUGUUGACGCUCCCGAGUGUGAAAGUCUUCAAGGGCACGACAACAUCGAUGGGUAUCGGCAAUUCUCUGGUCCAGCAAAUCUCGCGCGGAAAAAGAUCGUCUCCAUCGAACUUGGCGCGGUUUUUGGGAAGGCAUACAGCUACACCAUUCCAGAGCUGCUCUUUGCCGCGAAUCGCGCCGUUGCAGGUGGUGUGAACCAAUUCGUUAUUCACGGGCAGUCAUACACCGGCAACUAUCCCCAAACAACGUGGCCGGGGUACACGGCAUUCAUCUUCUACGUCUCAGACCUAUAUUCGCCCAAAAGACCAGACUGGAAUCACGGCCUUCAGGCAGCCUUGAGUUACAUGUCGAGGUUGCAGCACACCCAGCAACAGGGUGUUCCACGUGCCGAUAUCGCAUUCUAUAACAAACAAUCUGCUACUGAUCCAAACUUUGGAACGGUGUACGCGCCGACAGAUUUGAUUGAUGAAGGUUGGUCUUACACUUACUUGUCACCGGACAACUUUGACAUGCCCAAUGCGUAUGUUGAACACGGUAUGCUUGCGCCCCAAGAUGCAGCAUAUCAAGCCAUGGUUAUCCUCGGAUCCCAGAAUUUGACGCAACUCUCAAUUACGAAGCUGGAGAGCUUCGUGAAAGUUGGGUUGCCUAUCAUCGUGGCCGGCUCAGUGCCGGGGCUGUACCCUUCAGGGAUGCAAAUCAAUACUGGCCAUACUCCUGCAAACAAUGAGUUUCUGAAUAACACGAACGUACAUCACGUUGCAGAGGGUGAGAUAUCCCAGAAGCUGAACGAACUGAGUCUCAAGCCACGAGUCGGGGUGAGAACCAACGGCACGUGGUAUUCCACAUGGAGGGAAGACAAAGAAAGUGGCAUCGCCUACGCCUACAUAUUUGGUGACUUGGUCGCAGCAACCGGAGAAGUGGUGGUUCAAUCAAAAGGUAUUCCCUAUUUCUUCGAUCUCUGGACGGGAGCCCGCCAAGCGGUUCUCAAUUACCGGACCAACGGAUCUUCGACAAUCAUCCCACUCGAACUCGCAGGAAAUCAGACAAUGGUGAUUGCGUUCGCCGACAAAGCAAUCCGUGGCACUAUAACUCCAGCCAUUCAUGCUACUCAAGUUUCAUCGAACAUCGUUGGCUACGGCCCCGUCGGUGAUGGCAUUGGAUUACACGUCGUUGCGUCUUCAGAUCCAGCAUUCGUCACAUCGUCGACCGGCAACAAAAUCACUCAUUUCAGCCAAGCCCCUGACUCCUUCGAGUUGGGGCCGUGGACUCUGGUUCUUGAGCAUUGGGAAGCUCCAGAAAAUUUCAGCGAUGCAACCAUCACAGCUGUCAAGAGCAACACGACUCACCAACUCAGCAAGCUUGUCUCAUGGUCGGAUCUUCCAUAUGCAACGAACACGUCUGGGGUUGGCUACUACUCCACAAACUUCACCUGGCCGCCGGAAUCGACUACUAGCAGUGCUCACAACACGUCCCUUGGUGCCUACAUGAAGUUCCCGCCUGUGUUGAACGCGAUAACGGUCUAUGUCAAUGGCGCCAGACUGCCUCCGCUGGACUCAACCAAUCCUACUGCUGACGCCACGUCGUACCUGGUGAAAGGAAACAACCACGUUGUCGCCGUUGUGCCGGGUACGAUGUGGAACUACCUUCGCAGUAUUUUGCCCGAGAUCAGGAGCUCUGGGAGAGAGUUUUCAUCCAUGGUAACUCUCCCCAAGACCGACAAUGGACUGAUUGGUGUUGUAGCGGUCGUGCCUUUUGAGAUCGUCCCUUUGAAAGCUUAG
Molecule: messenger RNA, 3039 nt
Organism: Colletotrichum tamarilloi
Lineage: Eukaryota; Fungi; Ascomycota; Sordariomycetes; Glomerellales; Glomerellaceae
Exons: 4
Coding region: 1-3039 (1012 amino acids)
Source: RefSeq, a predicted model, not a curated record